CCCGGCUGUCUCUGUAAGCCACUGCGCCUGAUCUGAGUGCUACAGCACACCGCUGUCUCCCCAGUGGAAGGCUGUUCUUCUAGACCUGUGUGAAGACCUCAGAAUGUCUUACGGAUCCAUCGAUGGGGGUGCCUUUGGCAGUCGGAACCCAUUCGGGGGCCCUACAAGGCAGGGGUACCAGCCAGUAGCAACGCAGAUGAGCCCGUCAGAGCUCCAGGACGUCUUUCAGGAGACCUCUUCCAACAUCUUCCAGAUCAAUGCUAACGUUGUGUCCCUUGAGAAGAGCCUCCAGUCUUUAGGAACAUCCAGAGACACAGCAGAACUACGGCAGACUCUACAUUCCACCCAGCAGCAGACCAACAGAGUCAUCACCAGCACCAGCCAGCUCAUCAAACAGCUCUCAGAUCUCAUCAGUGGCUCCUCGCGGCAAGAUCGCCUUCGUCUGACAAGACUGAAGACAGAGCUGUCUGAUUCUGUUCAGCGUUAUGGGGACCUGCAAAAGAAAAUCGCAGAUCGGUCCAGAGCCUUGCUUCCUCCAGCCCAAAAAGACCGGAAACAGAGCCCGCAGACACCCUUCGCAGAGCUGUGUGACGAUGAGCCGGUGUUUGGCGGAGCGGAGAGCGUGGAGGGUGGAGGUCAGGCGUUCCUGGCGGAGAUCAGCGAGGAAGACGUGGAGGCACUCAGGCAGAGAGAGGAGGCUCUGCUGCAGAUUGAGAGGGACAUGCUGGAUGUCAGCCAGAUAAUGAAAGACUUGGCAUCCAUGGUGCACGAGCAGGGAGAUGCCAUAGACAGCAUCGAAGAUUACAUCCAGACUACCGCCUCCAACGUAGAAUCGGCCAAUCGGGAGCUAGCCAAGGCUAGUCAUCACCAGAGGCAACUCCGAAAGAAGAAGUGCUACUUACUCAUAGCAGGUGUAGUGGUCCUGACCUUCCUCAUCAUCAUCAUUGCUGUCUCUGCAAGAAAAUGAGCUCUGUGUUCAGGUCCUCACCUCUGUCCACUGCGAUGGGGACAGCGCUCCAUCUCCUUCUGGCCGACCUGCCCCACAGUGCUAGGACGGGAAGCUGACUUGUACCGUGUCCGUGCGUGUGUGUGUGUGUGUGUGUGUGUGUGUGUGAUGGUGUGUGUACGCGCUCAUUUGUGUGUGUGUGUGUGUGUGUUCUCAGUGUCCAUUUGUUUUGAUUCCAGCCAAAGCCUGUCCACACAUAUCUAUGACCUCUGAUCACAAUACACCAACUGCGAAGUAGACGUAAUAUUUGAAAUAUUCAGAUUAAUUGAUUGUAAUUUAUUAUAAUUGAUUAUUACAUCACUAAUUAAAUGCUUGUUAAUUAACCAACAAAAUGUCUUUUUUUUUCUCAUCAACAUUCAUAAAAGAGAGCACGUAAUUAUCAUUAAAUAAUAGUCAAUUAUUUGAUAUUACCAAUGCCCCUGCCUGGUAGUGUGAGUAAAUGCAGACUUUGGUUCACAUGACAUAUCUGAUCAUCAAAUGAAUUUUAAUAUAAAACAGAUGACAAUGCAGAACCCCCUAUCUCCACCUUCCCCUCUCCCACAAAGUUGACACCUCCCAGAUGUUCUGGAGUAGCCAGCUGGAACUUUUCAAAGAUGAAAAGUAGAACACAGCACAAACCCAAGGAUGAAUUCAGUUUGUUAACUUACCUGGAUGUAAAAGCAGCUGCCGAUUUGUGAAAACCUAAACCUGAAACUCCCUCAUCCAGUGUAAGUAAGUUCCAGAACGUAUAGUCAGGUAAUUUAAGCCCAAGACUAAUUUUGGCUCCUGUUACAAUAAUGCUAUCCAAAAGUCCCACCCUAGGUGAAAAACUCUUAUCAGUCUAUUAUGUCCAAAAGGUAGAAUUACAAGACUAACAGUUCAUGGGUGAAUGAAGUCCUUUAUUUGGUCCAUACAGUGCUACCCACAAUGGGUUUGUUGUUUGUAUUUAGAUCAGCUAAAGUGGCUUUUACAUGGUGCAUUUUCUUUAGCUGCUUGUGAAUCACUUGUAAAAAUGGCAUUGCAUAUCCAGGGUCAAGGGUCAUGCAUUCUUUCAUGAUCCUCAGCUUCAUGUAAAAAGUAACACGGAUGUGUGACACUUGUAACACCUAUGUAUACUGCAUAAAAACAGCCUGUACGAUUGUGGUCACCAUGUGCCACUCUUUCUUUCAUGUCUCCUUGUGUGUUGUUUGUAUUGCAUGAUUAUCGCAUUGUUUUCAUAAUUUUGAGUUAUUUUUAAAUGAAAAAUUUCCACGUCAAUUUACCCUAAACACUCCUGUGUUGUUGGGGAAAAAAAAUGGCGCAAGGCUUUGUUGUAGAAUUCCUGUGUUUGACUGCGAAGACAGCAGAACAUUAUUGAUAGCAGAAGUUAUAAUCUGGAGUCUUCUACUGGCUGGGGCCCAUUCACACAGGCAGAGUCAUAAAACUCUAGAGCGAGCAGGUUUAUCUCUCAAAGGGCAUAAACUGUCCUUUCAGGAUGGUAAACAGAAAAGACUGCCACAUGCUUUUCAAGUGGUGAUUUCCAAAGCUUGCCAAAACUGCAGAAUUUUCGGCACAUUCAGGGAUAGCUAUCAGAAAAUGUCAAUGAAAAAUAAAGUAGUGUCCUCUUUGAUUUAUUUUUAUGAAUUUGUGUAGUCAGUGAUAAACAUAAUGGUUAUGGGGAAUUUAUUUAAGGAGGAUUCGUUCCAAGUUGUAUGCUGAAUCAUACACAGCCAGACACACAUUACUGCAAAGAGGGUGAAAUGACUAUUUAAAGAACAUGAUGCGAAGAGGUGUAGGCAAUAAAUAUGAAAUGUCAUGUUAUGAAUCAGAAAUUUUGAUACUGAAUCAAUAAUGAAAUCUAUUUUAGUUAUUUAUCUUGCCCUUUUAAUGUGGCAUAUGAAUAAUGAUAAGAAAACUAUGCCACGUAUGUCAUAGUUUUGAGUGAUUUCUAAAAAGACAGCAUUGUUUUCUCUAUCCCUCGCUUUUUCCAUCUCCCCCUCUCUCCACACACACACACACACAAAACAUUCCUAUGUGUCAAGCUGAAAACAGAAUCUGUUGACAUGUAAAUUAUUGGCUUUUGACAGCCUCAAGCAGUAAACCCUAGGCCAACCAAAAUGAGACUGACAUAUUUAUUCUCCUGUCUACAGUUUGGAACUUUUUAGAUGAUUAAUUUGAAGAAAGUUUGUUAUUGGUUUAACGUACUGGCACCCUAUGGAAAUUCCACUGUGAAUCCGAACAAAUAAGUAAUAUGAA
Molecule: messenger RNA, 3220 nt
Organism: Megalops cyprinoides (Indo-Pacific tarpon)
Lineage: Eukaryota; Metazoa; Chordata; Actinopteri; Elopiformes; Megalopidae
Gene: tsnare1
Product: T-SNARE Domain Containing 1
Exons: 12
Coding region: 104-967 (287 amino acids)
Biological process (GO): vesicle-mediated transport; intracellular protein transport; vesicle fusion
Cellular component (GO): SNARE complex; endomembrane system; membrane
Molecular function (GO): SNARE binding; SNAP receptor activity
Source: RefSeq, a predicted model, not a curated record